This is a messenger RNA of Cylicostephanus goldi, 872 nucleotides long. NCBI's taxonomy places the organism in Eukaryota, Metazoa, Nematoda, Chromadorea, Rhabditida, Strongylidae. The record is from the annotation of a GenBank genome assembly.
AUGAAAGCCAUGUUCUCCGACACUGUUGUUCUUAACAAAGGUAACUUACCUGGCAUCACAAAUGAGACAACCCUACCAGUGCAGCCUCCACCUGUUGAGGCAUUUGAAGUAUACGUUGAUGAGGACGCUACUCUCCGCGUGACAGAGAAGGAGCAGUCUGAAAAUGUUGCAAAUGAACAGCGACAAAGCGGUUUCACCCAGAAUGCGGAGCGCCUUCCUCUUCAUUCUUUACCGCUCCAACCUGCAGCAGGAGAUGCUAGGGGACAAUUAGAAAAGCUCGAAAAUGAGAUUCGUGGAUUUGAUGUGAAUGAAUUUGGAAAGCCAAGACAGUUAAUUAUUGAAGACGAGGAAACGGUGGCCGGUGCGAAAUUCUCUGUUUUGGGUGUUGACAAGAAGCCAGAACGUGGUAUCGUAACAUCUACACCAGCGCAUCCUCUUCCUCAUCCUCCUACUCAUGAAGACUUCUUCGCUCCUCUCAACCAUGUACUGGAGGAACAAAUGAAGGAAGAACAAAAUGAAGAGGAGAUUUACGCGCAGUCUGCGUUUAUGCGGCGUCGUUCGGUGGCUCCUGCUGCCAAUCCAAUGGCUACCGUUACAAAAGUUCCUGCUCCACCAAAACCAAGAACGGUGCAAGCUGCCGAACGCUCAAUGGAAUUGGCGCUUGACAAGAUGAACUUGGGCGAUUCGAAGCAGAUGGAGAAAGAGCCAGACGAUGACGAGGGUGAUCACGACCGUACCGGUUUUGGCCUUGCAGAUGAGGAGAUCACCAGUGCAAUAAAUCCAUGGGACAGAAGAGUUCGUGCAGAGAUUUUGAAACAAGCGCACAAGCCCUGCUAUCAGCACGACUUCGACGUAAGUUUUGUUUGCUAGGA